Molecule: messenger RNA, 582 nt
Organism: Symbiodinium necroappetens
Lineage: Eukaryota; Dinophyceae; Suessiales; Symbiodiniaceae
Source: the annotation of a GenBank genome assembly
GCGAUAGUGAGCAAGAAACCGGUCCAGAAGCGGAUCGGGGACAUCCUGCUGCACAGCUGGUCAGAGAUCUGUGGCGGAGCCGAUGAAAGGGCCUGUUUGACCGGCAUCCCAGAGGAUAUGAAGGACUACUUCAUCGUCCAGUUCGGACAGCGGAUGAAGAAGACUUGCAGUGUUCUCUUUCGGACAGAUCUUAACCUGCCCACCCUGGUGGUGGUGCUGGAAGGCACCUUGACCAUCGGAGGGUUUCGCCAGCGAGUGCUCAAGGGGAGCACAGAGGCGGAAAAGGCAGCAGAGUUGGAUGCCUUGAAGGCACCGGAUGUCCAACGCAUCGUCAACAAGGACGGCUGGGUCGUCAAGCUGGAACCCGAAUCCAGCAUGGUGCUGCCUCCCGACACAGUGUUUUUCGAGAUCGCAGGUGAUGCAGAAGUGCACACAGUGCGGCAGUUGCUGGGGCGUGAAUGCUUCCUGCCCUGUACCAAGGAGUAUUUGAAGAAACUCGAGUCUGCAGGAAGUCUGCAGGACGGGAGCCGACUGCAGAGAAUGCUGGAGUAUUUGAAGAUGAACGGAGCCGGCUCGAGCUGA